This is a messenger RNA of Salvelinus namaycush (lake trout), 2606 nucleotides long. Its product is annotated as zinc finger protein ubi-d4-like. Bases 25 to 1608 code for a protein of 527 amino acids. The transcript is spliced from 11 exons. Gene Ontology annotation, cellular component: nBAF complex; nucleus. NCBI's taxonomy places the organism in Eukaryota, Metazoa, Chordata, Actinopteri, Salmoniformes, Salmonidae. Gene Ontology annotation, biological process: nervous system development. The record is from RefSeq and is a predicted model, not a curated record.
CCUUUCACGGCAAAGCGAACCAAGAUGGCGGCUGUUGUUGAAAAUGUUGUAAAACUGCUGGGAGAGCAGUGCUAUAGAGAUGCCAUGGAGCAGUGCCAUAACUACAACGCCCGGCUAUGUGCUGAGAGGAGUGUCCGAAUGCCCUUCCUGGACUCUCAGACUGGAGUGGCGCAGAGCAACUGUUACAUUUGGAUGGAGAAGAGACACAGGGGACCAGGAGUGGCCCCAGGACAGCUGUACACCUACCCAUCCCGCAGGUGGAGGAAGAAACGACGAGCCCUCCCCCCAGAGGAUCCCCGGCUGGUCUUCCCCCCUCUAAAGUCAGAACUGGACUUGGGUUUUAAGAAAGAUGCCCUGUCAUCAUCUGAUGGCAGCAGUCUGGAAGCCCUGCUGAAGGGGGAACCCCUGGACAAACGGCGUCUUCCGGAGCUUCAUGGGCCAGAAGAGGAGUCCAGUCUGGCAGACUACACUUGUGGGGGAGUCACCCCUGCAGCACGUGUCAGAAAGAGAGUCCUGGAGGCAGAUGACUUCCUGGAUAACUUGGAGGAUGAGGACUAUGAGGAGGACACCCCCAAAAGAAGAGGCAAAGGAAAGGGAAAGGGUCGUGGAGUGAGCAGUGCCAAGAAGAAGCUGGAUGCUGCGGCGGCUGCACUGGAGGACAAGGACAAGCCUUACUCCUGUGACAGUGAGUCCCAGCAGGGCCUUGGAGGAGAACAGUGGGAGUGCAGAUGGCUUUGGAGGAGAACAGUGGGAGUGCAGAUGGCUUUGGAGGAGAACAGUGGGAGUGCAGAUGGCUUUGGAGGAGAACAGUGGGAGUGCAGAUGGCUUUGGAGGAGAACAGUGGGAGUGCAGAUGGCUUUGGAGGAGAACAGUGGGAGUGCAGAUGGCUUUGGAGGAGAACAGUGGGAGUGCAGAGGGCUUUGGAGGAGAACAGUGGGAGUGCAGAUGGCUUUGGAGGAGGGCCUACUCUCUUUACUCCCUAGGAACUCUCUUGUUGGGAAGCGGACAGUCGGUUGUUUUUCACUCCUGAAAUUGUCUUCCAUUGCAGAUGAAACUCGGGUCUGUGGGAAGCGUUACAAGAACCGUCCGGGCCUGAGCUACCACUAUGCCCACUCCCACCUGGCUGAGGAGGAGGGAGGGGACAAGGAGGAGCCUGAGGUCCACACCCCCACCCCGCCCCAGCCUGAGGAGCCCAAGACACCCAAGAAAGGUCCAGACGGUUUGGCGAUACCCAAUAACUACUGUGACUUCUGCCUGGGAGACUCUGCCCUCAACCAGAAGACGGGCCAGUCAGAGGAGCUGCAGUCCUGCUCAGACUGUGGACGUUCAGGCCACCCGUCCUGCCUGCAGUUCACCCCUGUGAUGAUGGCUGCAGUGAAGACCUACCGCUGGCAGUGCAUCGAGUGCAAGUGCUGCAACAUCUGUGGCACCUCAGAGAACGACGACCAGCUUCUCUUCUGUGAUGACUGUGAUAGAGGCUAUCACAUGUACUGUCUCAGCCCUGCUAUGGCUGAACCUCCAGAAGGGAGCUGGAGCUGCCAUCUGUGUCUGGACCUGUUGAAAGACAAGGCGUCAAUAUACCAGACACCUAAUGCCCCUCCGUCGUGAUGGACCCCCACCCUCUCACAGGUUCUCUAUCACUGGUCAGCAGAGAGGAGUGAGUGGGACAGAUGACUUGUGAAAAGGGAAGCAUACCUCACCAACCUCCCUUCUGAAACAGGCCUCGGGGAAGCAUACCUUACCAACCCCCCUUCUGAAACAGGCCUCGGGGAAGCAUACCUCACCAACCCCCCUUCUGAAACAGGCCUCGGGGAAGCAUACCUCACCAACCCCCCUUCUGAAACAGGCCCUCGGGGAAGCAUACCUUACCAACCACCCUUCUGAAACAGGCCUCGGAGAAGCAUACCUUACCAGCCCCUUGCUGAAAAAGGCCUCGGUUUGGAAGGGAACACCUUACCAAGCCCGUGCUGAAACAGGUCUUGGUUUGGUUCUUAUAUGGCUGUUACACAGUUCCGAGCUCAAGUGACCCAUAGGCUUUUGUUUUCAACUAUUUGUCAAUAUAUCAAACUCAAUGUGUCUAUCCUGAACUUGACAAUACAUGAAGUUUGUUUGAGUGGCUUAAACCACAAACUGCUUUUGCCAGCCAAAAUACCUGAACACAGUCUCACAUAGUUCAUGCACACGACUGCUCAGAUCCUACUUUUAUUCGGCAAAAUAUCAGUUUUGCAUGUAGAGGAGAGAAAUUGUUUGAGUCAAUUAGCAUGGCAAUGCUUGUUCAUAAUAAGAACAUGUUCAAAGGUUUUGUAUAUUUAUAUAUUUGUAUAGAAUAUAAAGGUGGGAAUUAUUUAAAAGCUGCCCUCUGUUCAGCCAUUACAUUCCUUGACAUUCAAAAAGACUGGAGUGGCAAGGAGUGGAAUGCUAGCUAAAAAGACUGGUAUUCAGACUACCUGAUGUGGAGACAAUAUUGAGAGUUAGGAAGCAUUGGGUGUUAAGAGGGCCUUACUAUUACAUCAAUCUCUAUCUCGGUGAGAGAAAGAGGACUUUGGCUUAACAAUUUUUUUUAUUUUUUUUUAAGGAAUUAAAGAUUGGGUGUUUGCUGCUGUUGA